UGGUCUGUCUGAACAUCAGUUUAAACCUCAAAGAUUCAAUCAAAUAUGAUAUAAAAGAGAAAAAAAUCUUUAAUUUAACAGUUUGGAACCAACAAGAGCUUCAUAUUUUCACUUUAAAAUUAUUAUUUUUUCAUACAAAUAGUUGCUGAUUGAUUUUCUGUUGAUUGACUCUUUAAUUUAGUGAUUAAUAACUGCAGGAAGAUGUUUAGUUUGUGUAAGAACAUAAGCUCUGAGCUCAUUUACCAAAAUAAAAGCUUUAUUCUGGUGGUUGAUCAUGGUUGGACCACUGAAGGGACAGAGUUCCAGUUUGAAAUGAUUGGGGACAUUUAUUGAUUGAAAGCCAAUCAAACAACUGCAAAAAGAUGCAAAACACACAAAAAAGUAAAGUAAAACAACCACAAAGACACACAGAACGACAGCAAUGUGAUACAAAACAGCCACAAGGACACAGAGCAGCAUAAAAAAGACACAAAAUGACCCUAACAAGACUCAAAAUUACAAGAAAUAUGUACAAAAAAACUACAAAAAGACUCACACUGACAACAAAGAGACACAAAACAAUAACAAAAGAAGCAAAAAUACCACAAUUACAUGCAAAACAACCACAAAAAGACACAAAGACACAAAGCAACUCAGUAUUACCACAAAGACGCAAAGACCUAAAAGACUCAAACUGACUUAAAAGAGAUUUUACACAAUCACGCAAGACACAUCAAACAUCUCAAAUAGACUACAAAACAACCCCAACAGAUACAAAUAGGCGACGAAGAGACACAAAAUGAUUAAAAUGAGAUGUAUAACAGCUAUAAAAAGGCCUAAAGCAACUCAUAAUUACCAGAAAAACUUGCAGAAAAAUGCAAAAUGACUACAAAGCAACCGUAAAUAGACACAAAACAACUCAUUUACCACAAACACAUGCAAAAAUGUACAAAAAUCUGACUACAAAGAGACACAAAACAACCACAAAAGAUGCAAAUAACCCCGUAAGGACACAAAGCGAACACAAUGACACAUAAAACAACCACAAACAGACAAAAUGACUAAAAUCUGAUAACAACCUUGAAAACAUUUGAAAUAACUCCAAAAUGGCACCAAGCAACCGCAAAGAUACACAAAAUGACUCAAAACCACCCAAACACGUCAAAAAGACUCAAACUGAUGACAAAGAGACACAAAACACCCAAGAAGAGACACAAACAAACAAGGCAAAAAAACUCCCACAGAUAAUGAAAAAUGGCCAUAAAGCAACUGCAGAGACACAAAAUAACUCAAAAUUAGAGCAAACACAUGCAAAAAUACACAAAAAGGCACCACCUGACUACAAAGACAUAUUAAAAAAAAACUAAAGAUGUAAAAUUACCAUAAGAGAACACAAAAUGACUACAAAGACACAUGACUACAACUGGCAAAUACUGACUAAAAUGAGAUGCAAAACAAUGACAAAAAGAUCUGAAAUAAUUGCAAACAAAAUAUCCACAAAAUUACAUAAAACGCUACGUUUAUAUACGUGAAGAAAAUAUUAAGAAGUCUGUUUAAACAUGAAAUAAUUUUAUGAUAAACACUCACACUGAUUAAAUCCUUCUUGGGUGCCUAUUUUCCCCUCAAACUAUUUAUCUGGGGUUCUAAUGUAAACAUCAUGCUUUUAUUGUGAAGGGAAGACUCGUUAAUCUUCGUGCUUUCCCGCCGCUGCGCUGAUUGGCUGCGCCGCCCGCCGACGUCAUUGGGUUCCCCCUCGUCGUGUCCGCCUCCGUCCACGCAUGCGCACUCAUGUAAACAGUCAGUCCGGAGCAGAAGCUUCGUCGCAGCAGCAGCAGCAAACCGGAGGAUCGGUCCGCCGCUUCCCCGCCGCCGCCACCGGACGAUUCAGGCACGAUCACCCGAUGCUCUGGGUGUGUGGGGUCACUGGAGGUCGGCAGCCUGGGGGGCUGUGAUGUUCUGCAGACGGACGGUGGCCUCCAGCUGUUCUCCACAUCUGUGAGCAGCAGCCUCAUGUUGCUGCGCUGCUUCUAGUGACCGUCUUCACAGCGUCCCAGCAGCGUUUCCAGGAUCAGACCCGGCAUGGAGGGCGUCUCCGUGGACAACCUGAUCGACUUCGACCUGCCGUCCGAGGCCUCGACUCUCGGCGUCGACGGAUCUCAGCACCAAGGACACGCCGACGUCUUCUCCCCGGAGCCGCCGUCGUCCACCGGAGUCCACCAGCAGCCGCUACUGCCGGAGCCGAUGGCGCCGACCAAGUCCCACCAUCAUCACCAUCAUCACCAUGGAGACGAGGGAGACAGCGACGCCACCGAGUCGGCGGACAGCGAGAACGACAUGGACCCUCCGUCUCACAGCUGGGAGCUGAGGAGGUCGUCGUCCUCGUCCAACCACAGCGGGGAGGACGCCGACGCCGAGACGCUGGAGAGGAGGCAGUUCAUGAAGGCGUAUGUGGAGAAGGUGUUCCACGGAAAGGAGGACUUUGACCAGGAGGAAAAGGCUCGGUUUGGAGAACUCUGCAGCGGAGAGAACGGCAAAGGCAGGGAGUGGUUCGCCAAAUACGUCAGCGCUCAACGCUGCCACUCCAAGUGUGUGAGUGAAGCUACUUUCUACAGACUGGUUCAGUCCUUCGCUGUUGUUCUGUUUGAGUGUUACCAGAUGGACGACUACAGUCCGGCCAAAAACCUCAUGACCAUGUGCUUCACCUACUACUACAUCGGUAAAUCCCCGCCGUCGCCCUCCGAGCUGCUGGAUCGCGGCGCUCCUCCACCCGGUCUGGACUCCUACCUGAACAAGGCCAACUCCUGGCUGACGGGGAAGAAGGACGCCGCCGAACGCCUUCUCAAAAACACGUCCAAGACCGACGUCAAAGGAUUCUUCGGAGGUCUGGAGAGCAAACUGAGGAGCUCGAUGGCUGGAGAGGGUCCAGCGGAGACCAAGCCCAAAUCUCCUGUGUCGGAGGCUCCAGAGGAAAAGAAAGGAGAGAAGGUUUACCUGUACACUCACCUGAAGCAGCAGCCCAUCUGGCACACGCUGAGGUUCUGGAACGCUGCGUUCUUCGACGCCGUCCACUGCGAGAGGAAGAAGAGAUCUCCGACCACCAGAAGGAUGCAGGACGAAGAGAAAGACGAGAGGGAGAAGUGGUGUCAUAUGACCCAGGAGGAGAGAGACGACAGCUCCAAAAUCGAUGAGAACAUCGCCUUCGGCCAGCUGGGGACGUUUACUCACAACAUGUUGGCGUUUGGCCUCAGUAAGAAACUCUGUAAUGACUUCCUGAAGAAGCAGGCGGUUAUUGGGAACCUGAAUGAAGAACAGUACAAGUUGCUGACAGACCACAUAGACAAAAUGGCGGCAGAGUGACUUGACAGGCUGCGUUUCAACACAUGACAAUCUGAAAACACAUCAGCGGUUUCCCUCCGGAGCAACAUCAACCCUCCGACUGCUGCAUUUGUGUGGUUCACCGCUGAAAACCAACCUGCUGGACUGAACUGUGCCACAGCUGUAGCAAACAUCAGCAAUAAUAAUAAUAAUAAUAAUACAAAGCCACCAUCAGUCCAGCAUCUGUAACAACCUGCUUUACCACCACAGUAACUAGCAGCUUAAAGUGAAGUUUAAAUAAACCCCGAGCAGCUUCAGUGUGGAUUUUACACAUUAUAGCUAUGAUGUUACACGUCCUAUAUGCUGUAUAAUCCGUGUUUCCUUGGUGAACAUAUUUAUUACACGUGUGGUGUGACUCUGCCACCUGGCAAUAAGAAUUUAUUGUGCUUUUACCUGCUGUUGAGGUGGCGUCAGCUCAGUUUUAAUACCUAAAAACUCCCUUAUGCUCGUUUUUCUGUCGCUGUAGCUUCAUAUUAAAUACAAAAACACAGUUCUGACAUAGUCUAACAUAGAACUUCAUUACUGGCAUGUAAAAUGUCAGAAACAACAUCCGUGCAUGCUUUCUUUUUAAAAGCUUUCUACCUUUCUCCUAUCUAUAAAUAUGAAUCAACAACAAGGGGACAGUUAGCUUAGCUUAGCAAAGACAGAAACAGGGUAAACGACUAACAAGCUAAUUUAAAAUAAUCACCGGUAUUUGCAGGGAUCAAACAAACAAGGUAUAGCGUGUUAAAUUUCCUUUUCAGUCUUUAGUGACUUUAUGCUAAGCUAAGUUAAACUGUCUUCUAGUUGUAGUUUUAUUAUUUAAAUCCCAUUUUGCUGUUUUAAACAUGAAACACAUUUUUUUAAGGAGUAAAAACUCUUGAAUGAACCAUCUUCAUGCCUGUAAAGCAAAUAGAAAGCGACAGGAAGUGGGCAGUUAGCUUAGCAUAAAGAUAGAAACAGGGGACAAGCUAGCCAGUGACAACAUAUUAAGACUUCAGAGUGUCAGGAACUUUUUGCUAAGCUAACUAUCUUCUGACUGUAGCUUCUUAUCAAGCAAAUUGAUAUCAAUCUGUUUAUUGUUUACAUGUUUGAAUCCCAUUUUACCAUUUUGGCCUCUCACAUUUACAGUUUUUUUUUUUUAAAGAACAGCAACAAGAUGGUUAGCUUAGCUAGCAUAGAAUUGGAAAUGGGGUAAACAGCUAGCCUAGCACCAUCCACAAUUGACCAAAUUCACCUAGAAGCAUUUCUAAAGGUCCUUUAUCAACACAAAUUUAGCUUGUUUAAGCCAUACAAAAUGCAAAAUAUAAAACUGACAAAUUACUUCUGCUAUGCUUACUAUGCUAAGCUAAGUAUCCUCGGGCUUUAGCUUCAUAUGAGGCACAAAGAUAGUCAAUCUUUAGCUUUGUGUCGCCACAUGUUUACGGUUUAGUGAGUUUAUGUUGUUAUUUGGGAAUAAUGAUUCUUUGAACCAUUUUCAUGGCUGUAAAACGAAUAUGAAACAAAAACAAGGCGAUAGCUUAGCUUAGCAUGAAGUUUAGAAAAUGGAGAACAAAUCCAUCCUAGUUUUGUCCAAAUGUGAUAAAAUGUCUUGCGACCAGCACCUAAGUAAUUAACACGUUAUACAUGUUUUAGUCCCAUUGUUGCCAUUUUAAACCUGCCACACAUUUCAAUUUUACAGAUUUUGUAUUGUUUCUUGGAAGGAAAACAUUUUUUGAAUCGUUCUCAUGUCUGUAAACUGAACAUUGACAGCUGCUUGAUGGUUAGCUUAGCAUAGCACAGAGACCAAAACGGGUAAAUUAAUAGCCUUGCUUUGUCCACAGGUAAUAACAUCAACCUACCAGAAGCUCACUGAUUGACACUAAAUUAAACCAAAAGCAAUUUAUUAAGUGCCAAAUAACUUCAGUCGAAGUAAAUUUAUGCUAAGCUAAGCUAACCGUCCUCUGGCUGUAGCUUUAUAUGAAACAUCAGUUGUUGGCUACCUAUUUCCAUUACAUUUUUCCGGUUUACCCCAGCCAUAUAUUUACCAUUUAUUCAUUUUAUGAUGAAGGAGCAGCAAGGGGAUGGUUAGCUUAGCAUAACACAGAGACUAAAACAGGGGUAAAUGGCUAGCUUAGCCCUGUCACAGGUGAUAAAUCCACUUCACUGAUGGACACAAUUCCAGUUUAUUUUACACAGAAAGCAACAUAUGAAAAUGACAAGGGACUUUGUAUAAAUUAGUUUAUGCUAAGCUAAGCUAACCAUCUUCUAGCUUUAGCUUCACACAUUCCCAUCCCAUUUUCACCACUUUUAACCUCCCACAAAUUUAAAAUGUACAGAUUUUGUUUUGUUUUUUGAGAGGAAAAUGUAUUUGGAUAAUUCUCAUGUCUGUAAACUAAAUAUGACGCAACAGCUACUGGAUGGUUAGCUUAGCAUAGCACAGAGACUAAAACAGGGAUGAAUGACUAGCCUAGGUUUUUUCACAGGUGAUAAAUCCACCUACCAGAACCUCACUGAGUGACACAAAAUUUGUACUAAAAGCAAUUUAUGUAGCUGACAAGUAAUUUCAGUGGAAGUAAAUUUAUGCUAUGCUAAGUUAAGCUAACUUUCCUCUCGCUGUAGCUUUAUAUGAAACAUCAGUUGUUAGCGAACUAUUACAUUUUUGCCACUUUAAGCCAGCCACAUAUUUACAAUUUAAUUAUUCUAUGAUGAAGCAACAGGAAGGGGAUGGUUAGCUUAGCAUAGCGUAGCACAGAGACUAAAACUGUGGUAAAUGACUAGCUUAGCCCUUUUAUUUAUACAAAAAGCAACAUAUGAAAAUGACAGGGAUUUCUGUACAAAAGAUUUUAUGCUAAGCUAAGCUAUCUUCUAGCUGUAGCUUCACAUAUUUCCAUCCCAUUCAUAUUCCUGCAACAUUUUUGUAUUUCACUGAUUCUGAUUUUGCAUUUUUUUUAAAGUUAGAAACUUUAUUGUGAUCUUGGGGAAGAUUAGCGUCUCCUCCUCCAUCCAAAGUGCCUUCCAUGGAAGUGAACCUCCUCGUCUUUGCCCUCCGAUGCCCGAACAAACACUACUGCACUCUGUAACUCUGCCCCCUGCUGGUUAGCUUCGCCGUGUGGCUGUUUGUGCUUUUAGUGACGGGUUUAAAUAGUCGUUUAUUGAUGCUAACAGCGUACCCAAGCAUGAAUCCUGCUGCAUGUGUCUCUAUCUCGCAUGUGCAAACAGCAUCAAACGUGUAAAAAACGAGUGACUGACUUGUUUAGUCGUUGUGUUAUUUAGUUCUGCCACUAUGGGGCAGCGUUGUGUUUCCAAUCCAAGCCUUUCUCAGUGAAACUUUGUCAAACGUGGCAGGUUGAAUCAGACUGAAGUUAUUGUGUAAAUAUUGUACAUUUUCUCUGCGUGUUGUGAGAAUCGAUCACGUGCUGCUGUGCGUUAAUUGUGGGUCUUUGAUUGUAAACGUAGAACCAGUAGAUGUGUCGCUGCAUCGUGACCUAAAUGUGUGACUGUAGUGUCAUCAGCUGUGUGCCGUGUUUGUGUAGAUGUAAAUGUAAAUCAUUCCUUGGGCUGUCUGAAGCUACAUGUUUUAACUGAUCUGUUUGCAUGAGCUCUGAUUCCACGUCUCGCCUUUGAAACAUGUUCUGAGACUCUGCAGAAUUAUUCCGUGUUUUUCCCGAUGAUCUUUAAACACUCCUCUGACUCAGUGUUGA
Amphiprion ocellaris (clown anemonefish) is the source of this 7016-nucleotide messenger RNA. RefSeq names its product KIAA0513 ortholog. The record is from RefSeq and is a predicted model, not a curated record. The transcript is spliced from 12 exons. Bases 2059 to 3336 code for a protein of 425 amino acids. NCBI's taxonomy places the organism in Eukaryota, Metazoa, Chordata, Actinopteri, Pomacentridae.